Molecule: messenger RNA, 642 nt
Organism: Closterium sp. Naga37s-1
Lineage: Eukaryota; Viridiplantae; Streptophyta; Zygnematophyceae; Desmidiales; Closteriaceae
Source: the annotation of a GenBank genome assembly
AUGCCCCCUCCUGAGAAGACACAGCCUGACCCUGUCAUGCCCCCUCCUGAGAAGACACAGCCUGACCCUGUCAUGCCCCCUCCUGAGAAGACACAGCCUGACCCUGUCAUGCCCCCUCCUGAGAAGACACAGCCUGACCCUGUCAUGCCCCCUCCUGAGAAGACACAGCCUGACCCUGUCAUGCCCCCUCCUGAGAAGACACAGCCUGACCCUGUCAUGCCCCCUCCUGAGAAGACACAGCCUGACCCUGUCAUGCCCCCUCCUGAGAAGACACAGCCUGACCCAGUCAUGCCCCCUGAAGAGAUCGAGCAGCCUUCUACAAGACGUCCCUCAGCCUUCACAUCGCGGUGCUCUCACCUCCCUUUCCACCCACCUGCCAUCUGUGCCUCCAGACACGACACACAUCCCCCCCUUCGCUCUCGACGCACCGCUUCCUUCUCUCCCCUUCCCCCUCUCCCCUUCCCUCUCCCCCCUCCCUCUCUCCCCUUCCCUCUCUCCCUCCCCCCUCCCUCUCUCCCCUUCCCUCUCUCCUCCUCCCGCCCGCAGCUGUUCUCAGGUCAGCCCAUCCACGCCAUGAGCAGCUCGCUCCUCUCCCACCCCUCUACCCACCCAUUCCCCUCCCCAGCUGCCGCACACGCUGAC